AUGGUUACAGCAAUGAAUUCAAACAUAUCUUGUACAACUCUACAAAGGUGGAGAGAACGUCCUCCUUCUUCUUAUUCCAUCAAGGUCAAGAGCCUCUCCCAACUCCAAAGCUCAACUCUCCACUCUGAUGGCAAAUGCCAAUCCCGUCGCUUCUCUUCUGGUGGAUACAACUGGAGAAUGAUCAUAUACCCAGAAGGGAAUGAUAAGGACAAUGGAAGUGGGUUUAUUUCGAUGUAUGUUGAAAUAGAUAGCACAAACCUAGUUUCCACACAACCAGCUGAGGUGUAUGCAGAUAUCCGUUUUUUCGUCUUUAACAAGAACGAAAACAAAUACUUUACUAUUCAAGAACGAUAUGGGGAUUGGCGCAAGUGCUUCCGCUUGAUACCUUCAGUGACCAUAAAAAUGGAUACAUCUUUGAUGGAGAUCAUUGUGAGUUUUAUCAUUGUUGCUCCGCCUCCUACCAAAUGGGAAAUCACCUCUUUUGAGGAGAAACUUCAUCGUCCCACAUUCUCUUGGACUGUUGAGAAUUUCUCUGAGAUAAAAGAGAAUCCUUACGCAUCUGACAAUUUUUCAGUGGGAGGAAAAAAAUGGUGUCUACAGUUGUAUCCCAAGGGCUACUCUAUAGCAGAUACUGAUGGUGCAACUUUGAAAGAGGACGAGAAGAUUUACGUGAAGGCAGAUCUGAAACUUAAAGACCCACUUGGAUCCAAUCAUUUGACAGAGUCGGUUAACUGUUGGUUUGAAAACCCAACCACGGGUUAUGGUUGGGAUUACUAUGUGUCUAUAGCUGAACUUCGAAACACGUACUUGGACAAGGAAGAUAGUUUGAAAGUUGAGAUCCAAUUUGAAGUUGUUUCUGCCACCGAAUACUCUCCCUUUACCUAA
Arabis nemorensis is the source of this 885-nucleotide messenger RNA. Lineage: Eukaryota; Viridiplantae; Streptophyta; Magnoliopsida; Brassicales; Brassicaceae. The record is from the annotation of a GenBank genome assembly.